This is a messenger RNA of Galleria mellonella (greater wax moth), 3576 nucleotides long. RefSeq names its product GATOR complex protein WDR24 (gene Wdr24). Gene Ontology annotation, biological process: positive regulation of TOR signaling. Gene Ontology annotation, molecular function: protein binding. Lineage: Eukaryota; Metazoa; Arthropoda; Insecta; Lepidoptera; Pyralidae. The record is from RefSeq and is a predicted model, not a curated record.
CUCUCGUAAUCUCCUUCACUACAUUGAGUGAUUGUCAACAAAUCAAAUUUUAUCUAAAUAUUAUUAUUUUUUCCCCUACCUAUAUAAAAUAAAAUUACUGAAAUGAACGAAACAAUGUAAUAAAAAUAAACCGCGAUUAAGUAUAAUUUUUAAUAUAUAUUUUUUAAAUUUAUUGACUUACAAAUAAAUAAUGAUAAUUCAUAUUUUUCCCCAAUUUAUUAUUUUAUUACCGCUAUAAAUUUUUUAACAUUUUAUUACUUUUAUUAUUGUCUUGUAUCUAUUUCAUUCAAACAAUGAUACCAUCAAAUACUAUCUGCGUCUCACCGGAGGGGCCGGCAAAUGCUCUAGCCCUCAACAAGGAUUGCACCCAAGUGGUUAUAGCUGGACGAAAUGUGUUUAAAGUGUUUUCAAUUGGAGAAAAUGAAUUUUCCGAGGUGUGUAACCUUCGUGUGGGCAAAAACUUGAAUCUGAAUUUUUCAUCUAUCGAUGUCGCCUGGAGCACCAUUGAAGAGAACACACUAGCGACAGCGGCCACAAAUGGAGCGGUGGUUGUGUGGAACCUCGGACGCUCUGGUCGCUCCAAACAGGAACAUGUGUUCUCAGACCACAAGAGGACAGUCAACAAAGUGAGCUUCCACCUCACAGAGCCAGCUCUCCUCAUCUCCGGCUCCCAGGAUGGCAUGAUGAAAUGCUUCGACCUGCGCAUGAAGGAGGUAGCUCGUACUUUUAUCAGCAACACGGAGUCGAUCCGUGACGUGCAGUUCAGUCCGCACCAGGCGCACACGUUCGCGGCCGUGUCGGAGAACGGCAACGUGCAGCUGUGGGACGUGCGCCGCCACGAGCGCUGCCUGCAGCAGUUCACGGCGCACUCGGGGCCCGUGUUCGCGUGCGACUGGCACCCUGACACGCCCUGGCUCGCCACCGCCUCCAGGGACAAAACCAUCAAGGUAUGGGACGUCCACGCGAAACCAAAUCUGGAGCACACGAUAUACACAAUAGCAUCAGUGGGUCACGUCAAGUGGAGGCCGCAGAGGAAAUACCAGGUGGCGUCGUGUGCACUGGUGCUGGACUGCGCGGUCCACGUGUGGGACGUGCGGCGGCCGCACGUGCCGCUCGCCACUUUCGCCGAGCACCGCGACGUCACCACCGCCAUUGCUUGGCUCGCCACGCCACAUGCCUUCCUCUCCACCAGCAGGGACUGCAGCCUGUACCGGCACCGGUUCACGGAGGCGGCGCACCCGGUGCUGUGGGCCAACCCGCAGGGCGUGUGCGUGUCGGCGCGCGGCGAGGUGGCGCACGCGACGCCCGAGCGGCCCCUGCCGCCCGCCCUGGCGCCGCCGCAGCAGCUGGCGCGCCCGCCCGCGCCGCCUCCGCCGCCCCCGCCCGGCCUCGGGCGCAAGCAGCCGACGGCGGGGUCGCUGGGCGCGGCGGCGCAGGCGGCGCUGGAGCGCGCGUUCCCGAGCGGCGCGGCGGCGGCGCUGGCGCGGCACGGCGCGCGCGGCGGCGGCGACGCGGCGCACGGCGCGCUGCUGCGCUGCGCGGCGCGCUACCGGCUGCGCGGCGCGCCGGCCGCCUGCGCCGCGCACAACGCCGCCGCCGCGCGCGCGCAGCGCCGCCCGCUCGCCGCGCUCGUGUGGGACGCGGCGCGCGCGCUGUGCGCCGCCCGCGCCGCCGCCGCGCGCGCGCCCGCGCCGCCCGCGCCGUCCGCGCCGUCCGCGCCGCCGCCGCCGCCGCACACGCCACACCCGCGCCCGCGCCCGCCCUCGCCGCCGCCCGCGCACCCGCCCUCCGACAGCACUGCGGACGAGGAGCCGCUGGAAGAGGUCGAGGAGUGGGCGGAGACGCAGUUCCACAACAGCGGCGUGCUGGGCAUGCCCACCCUCAGCAUCUACAUACCGCCCGCCAAGUACGCUAAGCAGCUGCGCGACCACGAUGGUGACGAGAAUGCGGGCUGGGUGUCGGCGGCGUCGGCGCACUACGUGGACGUGGAGGCGGCCGACUGGACGCUGCCCGAGGAGGCCUUCCCGCUGCGCAGCGCGCCGCCGCCGCCGGCGCCGCCGCCGCCGCCCGGGCCCGCGCUGCUGCACCCGCCGCACGACGACGACGGGGCCGGGGGAGGUGUGGGAGGUGUGGGAGGUGUGGGAGGUGUGGGCGCUAUGAGUGUGGGCGUGGGGGCGGGAGGGGGCGUGGCCCCGUCCGUGUCCCCCGGCGGCUCGGGCUCGUCCCCCGGGGGCUCCAGCAGCUCCAACUCGACAGCGCCGCCCUAUGACAAGGCCUAUAGCCACCAAUCUUCGGUUAACAUGAUGGAAGAUAUAGAGGUGAGCGAAGGCGGUGAAGUGGGCGGGCUGUGCAUGCGGGGCGGCGGCGGCGGCGGCGCGGGGCCGGCGGGCGGCGGCGCGGGCGGCGGGCGGGCGGCGCGCGUGCCGCUGGACGUGGCGCCGCUGCUGGCGGCGGCGCUGCGCCACCACGCCGACCUGGGCGACGUGCAGACCGCCGCCGUCGUCAUGAUCGUGCUGCAGGAGUACAGGAGUGACCUUUUCCCUUACAUCGACGAGAGCCUCCAGGAACAGUGGUUGCUCGGGUACAUCGAGCUGCUUCAGCGUCACAAAAUGUGGAACGUCGCCACCGAGGUGAUCCGGUGCGCGUGGCUGAGCAGCGUGUGGUCGCUGUCGCAGCAGUCGACGAGCGUGGCGACGUGCUGCGGGGGCUGCGGCCGCCGCACGCGUCCUCGUGCGCCCUGCGACCGCUCCGCCGCGGCACUCGCCCGACCUGUGCGCCGUCUGCCACGAGGUGGUGCGCGGGCUGUACGCGUGGUGCCAGGGCUGCUCGCACGGCGGCCACCUGCAGCACAUGAAGAGCUGGCUGGAGCAGCACCAGCUGUGCCCGGCCGGCUGCGGCCACCAGUGCCAGCUCGGCUGACCGCGGCAGCCGCGCCCGCUCGCAGCGCCCCUCGCCUGAACCGACCAUCCGAGCCGUUACCUGUCCACUGCUGGACAUAAGCCUUCCCCAUAGGGGGAGUUUUGCCAGUAGUUGCCACGCUUGGCAGGCGGGUUGGCAACUGCAGUUAGGACUUUGAAGAUCUUUUAAGAAGGACGCCGCUGCCCAUCCCUCCAUCAUAAGCUCCCUUAUUUUUCUUCAUUUUUUGAAGGAUAGUCAUGUAAUAUCUAUGCUUCAUAUUGUAAAGAGAAAACAUUAGAUUUUUUGUGUGUUUGUUUGUUUAUGAUUCAUAAACUCAAAAACUGUAAAAUCGGUUAAUUGUAAUUUUGUUUAAAUAAUAUAGCCUACGUCACUCAAUGAAAGUAGAUUUUUUUUCACCUAUACACACGUAUAGGUGAAAAUUUUUGAUAAAAAAAGUUUUUAUGUCAAAAAUUGUUUAAGAAAAUUAGAGAUCCCAUUUAUCUACAUGUACGAAACCUGGGCGGAUCACUAGUAUGUAUAUAAAUAAGUUGUCCAAGCUUUAAAUGCAAAAUUUUAUCAAAUAACAUUAGCUAACACAAUAAGUGUAAUGUUUUGACUGAUUAUUGUACAUUUUUAUGUUUUGUAUAAAAAAUAUUUAAUAAUAAAUUGAUUUGUUAC